Cladocopium goreaui is the source of this 369-nucleotide messenger RNA. The record is from the annotation of a GenBank genome assembly. NCBI's taxonomy places the organism in Eukaryota, Dinophyceae, Suessiales, Symbiodiniaceae.
GAGGCAUUCAUCCAGCAGCUGGAGGUUGUGGUGAGGAAGAAAAACGUAAAGAAGGUUUGGGUGGAUGAACAGUGGUGUACGGAGAAGGAGAUGAGGGAAGAGUUGAACUGGUCUUCGAAAAACAUGUAUGACAAAGCGGAAGAGUACCUUGUGGUGGUGUCGGAGAAGGGUCAGCGAGAGCAGACCAAAGAACAGGAAGAAAUCCAUCGCAAAGUGGGCAAGGCUGACACUGCUCCUGAGUUGGAACCAGACGCCUUCGAUGGCGUCGAGCGCAUGGCAGCUAGGAUUCAGGCUGAGAAACGUGAUAGUCUAGACGAAGCUGCUGAAGCCUCCGAGGCUCAGGAAGUGGAGGCGGGCCAACAUGCAUGA